This is a messenger RNA of Pichia membranifaciens NRRL Y-2026, 801 nucleotides long. RefSeq lists its product as hypothetical. NCBI's taxonomy places the organism in Eukaryota, Fungi, Ascomycota, Pichiomycetes, Pichiales, Pichiaceae. The transcript has a single exon. The record is from RefSeq and is a predicted model, not a curated record. Bases 1 to 801 code for a protein of 266 amino acids.
AUGUCGUCCGGGCUCACUGCUAGCAAGGUCACCAUCUCGGCGUCUUUCGCCCUUUCUGUGUUUGCGACGCUCUUCUACCUGCUCCCUGCACAGUCGUCGAAGCACUUUGUCACGCCCUUCAGCUCCUCGAUCAUCGUCACCUCCAUCUACUGGGGGGUGACGCUCCUGGCGCAGUUCCUUUUCAUCGCCAAGACGCUCUUCAACGGCAACGUGUCGGCCUCGAACCAGUCCAACCUGAUUGCCAUCGUGGGCCCGCACUUUGCGUUCUUCAACGUGCUGCACUUCUUCUGGUGCUACUUCUUCGCCAAGGAGCACUUUGUCAUCGCCGAGAUCCUCGUCUUUGUCAACCUCCUCAACCUCCUCACCCUCUACUUCUCCCACAAGACAAUCGCCAUCAAAAACAUCCCCGACUGGUUGACCGUGCACCUCCCGGUCACAGGCUUCCCGCUCUCGUGGACCCUCUACGCGGUCUUCUGGAACGGAGCAGCCCUCUUCCACUCGCACAACAAAUCGCUGGUGCCCCGCCUCUUAGCAAACAUCUUCAUCUGGGAGUUCUUGCUUGUUCCAAUGGCCCUGCUCGUGUUCUACUCCGACUGGUCCGUCGGAAUCUCCACCAGUUUCCUAAUGUUGGGCGUCGGCUUCUACCAGAUGUUCACCAAGUUGGUUGCCCUCCAGUGGAUCUUUGCCUUCACCAUCUCUGGCAUCGACUUUGUUUUCUCUGUCUUAUACAUGUUCAACAACGCCAUCAGACAGGUUGAAACACAGUCUUCCGCCUCUGACCAGGCCCCACUCUUGGCUUAA